Molecule: messenger RNA, 2625 nt
Organism: Chaetomium fimeti
Lineage: Eukaryota; Fungi; Ascomycota; Sordariomycetes; Sordariales; Chaetomiaceae
Exons: 2
Coding region: 1-2625 (874 amino acids)
Molecular function (GO): protein binding
Source: RefSeq, a predicted model, not a curated record
AUGGCACAGGAAACAAUACGGUUCGCCCCAAUGGAGCGGCCACCGCGGGAGAUGCGAGAGAAGGCACGGGGGCGGGAUGUGUUCUUCUCGACGGCGAGGGUGGAGGACAGGCCGUAUUCGGUAUACACCGAGUUCAUGGAGUCGGAUACCGAGAUUGAGCAAGAGGACGACCAAGAAGACGACUCGGAGGUGUACAGCGAAUUUGGGGAUUUGGAGGGGAUAGAGGAUGGCGAGUGCUCGCCUCGCAUCAGCAUCGGCUCGUCCGGUGGGCAACCCAGUUUCACGACGCUGUCGACACAGGACGAGGUUCAGACACCGAGCUCGCUACGGCACCGGCCGUUUCUGUUCGACCAUGACGCAAAGCAGCAAGUCGAGGGACCUAGGGGACCUCACUUGUUCCGCAGCUCCAUGUCCUCGGCGCAGUCGAUUGAGCUUCAGCAUGCGCUCUCGCUUUCGCCCGUCACGCCGAAGAACCCGCAUCUAAUGGACCUGCACCCCCAACACGUCCAUCUUACUCCCCUUCCUAGAAAGAGACGCGACACUGGCCCUUUCCAGUUCACGGACGAGGAACUCGACACCUCGGCCCUUCCCGACUGGACCCCAGAAAUGGUCGCCCAACAGAUGCUUAACGCUGGCGUUGAGCUCGUCGCCUCGGAAAGAUUCGUCGAGAACGAUAUCAACGGCGCUAUCUUGAUUACAUUGAAGUUUGAGGACCUAAAAGAGCUCGGGAUCGCUUCGUUUGGCGUGAGGACACAGAUCUGGGACGAGAUCCACAAGAUCAGGCAUCUCAAGAAACCGGAGCCGAUGCCGGAGACUCCGAUCGAAGACGAGCCGGAUAAGAAGGUCAAGAGGGAGUUGCGAAGGCAGGAAAGCGGUGCCGGAAGUCGGAGGCAAAAGCCGCGGGUGAAGGUGAACGAUAUCAUCUCUCCGCUGGAAUCGGUGUCGAUUGUGGGCAUCGAGCAGGUCCUACCGAAGCCUCAUACCUGCAAAAAGGGCGAGAACUGCGCCAAGUGGAAGCGGAAUCAGCGGUUGAUGGAAGCUUUCAAGAAGGACCACCCCUUCAUCAACGACAAUGGCAUCAUCAUGGUCGCCGGCGACCCCGGAAACCCGGAAACAGCCGGCGCCAUUGUGGCGAGCGACGACUUCCGUCCCGUGUCGGAUGCUGUGCCGUCGGUGGUCGCUUCGUCGGAUGUCAUGGGCCCGGGCAGCCUCCCUCCCCUUCAGUAUCUCCAGGAGGCGGCGCUACGCAACCUCCAAGCUAGGGACCCCCAAGAAAACGUCCGGCAGUUCCUCGACUUCCAGCGUCCGCAUGCCGGUGCCUCUAGCGAGGUCCCUCCGACGCCGCCCUUUGAGAUUUUCCCUCAGGGUAACCAGAAGGCGGCACACGCAGGGCUCCGAGGCCUUCCAAAGCUUGCUAUCCCUUCUCAGACAACGACUACCGCUCCAAAGCGGGAGCCGCAAUCGGCCCAGGCCCGGUCUGCUCGUCCCGUGUCACAAGUCAUCCCAUCAUUCCGAGAGCUCAGCCCGUCGUCCGACGAGGGUACCCCCACCCCCACGGCGCCGUAUCGGUUCGGCACCCCAUUCUCAAUGAUGGAUGUUCCUGUCACGAUUACGGAGCUUCCUCCCGUCUCGCGGGAUUUAUCCCAAUCAGUCCCGCCAGACAUGAACUACCGCCACAACCCGGCGCCCCGUUCCAUGUCCCGCAACACCAUUCGCCGGCCAUCCUUUCCCGUCAUGCCUGCGCUCGACGAGAACUCGAUCGUAACCCCCCCUACCAAGGCGACCAAUGGUUCCUUCUCUCAGCGUGCCGGCCAGCGCCCGCUCCAAGCCCCUCCCCGUGUUCAAUACCCCUGGUCGCAAACCGAGCGCCCGACCCUCGAGAAGGCCGUUCCGCCCAUGCCCAACUCUGCAACCACCGCUGCGGCCGAUGGCGCCACCACUACCACCGGCACGGUAAAGACGGUCAACAUCAACGGCCGGCUCUCCCCCAUCAGCGACAAGCCGCAGGUCGACAUGACGGGCGGCGGCGCCAUCUCGUACCAGGGGCUGAUGCGCAAGCGCAAGACCAAGAUGCUCCGGCACGAGUGGCACGAGCACUUCUUCACGCUCCGCGGCACGCGCCUGACCAUGCACAACAAGGACGCGGCCGCCGCCGCCGCCGCCACGGCGAGCAUGAACAAGACGCUCGAGUACAUUGACAUCGACGACUACGCCAUCGCGUGCGGCGGCGCCGCCAGCACCUCCAAGCUCAACGCCGCCUUCAAGGCCAUGCACAUCCGCCGCGGCAGCGACGACGCCAAGGCCAAGGACGUCGCCGCCUUCAGCUUCCAGCUCAUCCCCCAGGACGCCAAGGGCGGCGUGCGCCUCCGCAAGCGCGAGAGCGUCGUGCCCGGCAGCGUGUCCUCGUCUGGGCCGGCUGCGGCGGCGGCGGCUGCUGCAGCGGCCAAGGACAAGGAGGUGCCGCCGCCGAUUGAGGGCGCGGCGAACGGGACUGGCAAGACGCAUCAUUUUGCGGUUAAGGGGAGGGAUGAGCGGAUCGAUUGGAUGCGGGAGCUGAUGCUGGCCAAGGCGAAGAAACAGAAGGGGGAGGGGUUUGAGGUGAGUGUUAAUGGGAAUAUGAUUUAG